AUGGUGCUUCACGAUUGUUUCCAUCUGUUUAACUCUCUUCCGGCCGAGAUUCGACGCGCUAUAUGGAUCGAGGCACUAUCGCAGCCAAGAGUUAUCAAGAUCAUAGGACCCCACCAAGAUCCCAUCAAUCGCUUUGUUCAAAUGGGUGUCGAUACCGGCCCCACGAUCCCGUCUACCGCCAUGGCGUGCUCCGAGGCAUACGACACCCUCAAAGAGGCAUUCCCAUGCCUGGCCGUCCCCCAUCACAAUAGCCCCCGCCGCGUGUGGGCGUUCCCCAAAGACUGCAUCCUAUUUCUGGACGGCUGCGACACCGUCCAAGUCGACAGCUUCACCUUGGCACAGGUCCCGGGAUACACAGCACAUAUCGACCGCAUUACCCAAGUCGCCAUCAGCCUCCAAGGCAGGUCAUGGCCGUUCACUUUCCAAGCCAUGGGCCGGAUGUCCAGAAUUUGCCCCAAUCUCCGAAAGAUACUCCUCAUCCAUGAAAACGGUGCAGCGUCGGACGAGAAUAUCAGGGCCAUGAUCACGACCGCAAUGUCCCGAGACGGCGGCAAUAACUUCCCGCGCCACAAGCUGCAGAUCAAAGCCGAGUUCCAGAUCGAGAUAUUGGACUUAUAUGACUGUUACUUCCCCGAAUGGCCUCGGAAGCCAGAGCUUCUCAUUCUAGCCACAGUUGCGAUUAACCCGCCUUGGUCGCCAUUGGAUUUGGUUUCGUGGCCACUGCCGCCAUUCCUGCAGUACACUGGUUAG
This is a messenger RNA of Colletotrichum graminicola M1.001, 750 nucleotides long. RefSeq lists its product as uncharacterized. The record is from RefSeq and is a predicted model, not a curated record. The transcript has a single exon. NCBI's taxonomy places the organism in Eukaryota, Fungi, Ascomycota, Sordariomycetes, Glomerellales, Glomerellaceae. Bases 1 to 750 code for a protein of 249 amino acids.